Messenger RNA from Nannospalax galili (Upper Galilee mountains blind mole rat), 3027 nucleotides. RefSeq names its product interferon regulatory factor 5 (gene Irf5). Gene Ontology annotation, biological process: immune system process; regulation of transcription by RNA polymerase II. The coding region runs from base 1006 to 2505 and encodes 499 amino acids. NCBI's taxonomy places the organism in Eukaryota, Metazoa, Chordata, Mammalia, Rodentia, Spalacidae. The transcript is spliced from 10 exons. Gene Ontology annotation, molecular function: protein binding; DNA-binding transcription factor activity, RNA polymerase II-specific; RNA polymerase II cis-regulatory region sequence-specific DNA binding. The record is from RefSeq and is a predicted model, not a curated record. Gene Ontology annotation, cellular component: nucleus.
GCCCCAAGGGCGGUGGGAGCGGUACCCGGUACUGCCAAGCCACCUCCUCCGCCCCAGCCCUGGCCGGCGCCCGCGGGGCACCUGCCAGGAGGGCGAGGGGGUGCGGGUCCUGCGACUCUGGUGUGGGAGCUUGGGUGGGUACCUACCGCAAGCCGCACCCUGCAGGCCACAAACGUCUCCAGGGCGCGAUCCGCUCCGCACCAGAUCCAGGUGCAAGGCGGUGACCGCCAUCGUCCAGCAGGCGCCAGGGAAAGCUCUGAGGCCGGAGUGGUGCAGUGGGCAUCGCAGCCGAGGCUCCAGCUCUGCGGCUUCUCCUCCCUCCGCCUCGCUGUGGUCAAGACUGCCGAGCACCCUGACGCGGGGCAGCGGUCUGGCUGGGACUCCCAGGGCCGAGGCCCGGUCUCCUCCGUCUUAAGGAGCGCAGCCCAUCCUUGCUCCCCGGCCACCUCUCACCUUUUCCAGUAAGAGGCUGAGGUUUCAAGCAGUCACCCCUCCCAAGGAUCUUGAAGCCAAUGAUAGGAAUUUGUGGGUAGAGCGUUUGAGGGAAGAUGGUAUUAGGUAGAGGCGCCGUCCCUUGACUCGUGGCCCCAAAAAAGACGCCGAGCUGUUCACAGGCGAGAAGAAUCCGGGCGCAGUGCUUGGUCUAAUUUCUUUAAGGCCUGUCCCCGAACUUAAGAUGGGAAUGAUGAAGACUCUCGAAGUGGAGGAAAAGUGAGACUAGUGCGUCCGCAACGCAGGCGAGGAGACGACCAGAGCCUGAAUCUGAUCCCCCCGCGCAGCAGGGCGGGGAUGCCACCGGCUGGACGAGCGGUCCUGGGACAGAUCCUAAGCCGACACCCCGCGGUGACCCCCGCGGGCUGGUCCAGGGGACCUGCGUCCUGCCCCGUGUGCAGCCUGCGGGGGUGGGCAUGAGAGCCCUGCUUGGGCGGGGAUAAAGUGAGCAGGACCAGAAAGGACGUGGGCCAGGCGAAUGGAGGAAGGUGGAGGCCCUCAGAGCUCUUUGCCAUGAACCAGCAGGCCCCAGGGGGUCCCCCUGCACCCCGCCGUGUGAGGCUGAAGCCCUGGCUAGUAGCCCAGGUGAACAGCUGCCAGUAUCCAGGACUUCAGUGGGUCAACGGGGAAAGGAAGUCUUUCUACAUCCCCUGGCGCCAUGCUACAAGACAUGGCCCCAGCCAGGAUGGUGACAACACCAUCUUCAAGGCCUGGGCUAAAGAGACAGGGAAGUACACCGAGGGGGUGGACGAAGCUGAUCCAGCCAAGUGGAAGGCCAACCUACGCUGUGCCCUUAACAAAAGCCGUGACUUCUGCCUCAUCUAUGACGGCCCUCGGGACAUGCCACCUCAGCCCUUCAAGAUCUACGAGGUCUGCUCCAAUGGUCCUGCUCCCACAGAGUCCCAGCCCACUGAUGAUUACAUUCUGGGUGUAGGAGAAGAGGAGGAGGAGGAAGAUGAAGAGCUCCAGAGAAUGUUACCAGGCCUGAGCAUCACAGAGCCAUUGCAGUCUGGCCCUCCCAUGGCAUCCUAUUCCUUGCCUAAAGAAGAUGUCAAGUGGCCACCUGCUCUCCAGCCACCUGUAGGGCUGGGUACCCCUGCUCCUGAUCCCAGCCUCAUGGUCCCUCCCUCUGGCAAUCCUGUGGGCUUUGGGCAGCUUCUCUCUGAGGUCCUGGAGCCUGGGCCUCUGGCUACCAGCCUGCCCCCUACAGAACAACUCUUGCCUGACCUGCUGAUCAGCCCCCACAUGCUGCCUCUGACUGACCUGGAGAUUAAGUUCCAGUACCGGGGACGGCCACCCUGUGUCCUCACCAUCAGCAACCCACAAGGCUGUAGGCUCUUUUAUAGCCAGCUGGAGGCCACUCAGGAGCAGGUGGAACUCUUUGGUCCUGUGAGCCUGGAGCAAGUACGCUUCCCCAGCCCAGAGGACAUCCCCAGUGACAAGCAGCGCUUCUAUACAAACCAGUUGCUAGAUGUCCUGGACCGUGGGCUCAUCCUCCAGCUGCAGGGCCAGGACCUGUACGCCAUCCGUCUGUGCCAGUGCAAGGUGUUCUGGAGUGGGCCCUGUGCCUCAGCCCAUGGAGCGUGUCCCAACCCCAUCCAGCGUGAAGUCAAAACCAAGCUCUUCAGCCUGGAGCAGUUUCUCAAUGAGCUCAUCCUGUUCCAGAAGGGCCAGACCAAUGUCCCACCACCUUUUGAGAUCUUCUUUUGCUUUGGAGAGGAAUGGCCUGACCACAAACCCCGAGAAAAGAAGCUCAUUACUGUACAGGUGGUGCCAGUUGCAGCUCGAUUGCUACUGGAGAUGUUCUCAGGGGAGCUUUCUUGGUCAGCAGACAGCAUCCGGCUACAGAUCUCAAACCCAGACCUCAAAGACCACAUGGUAGAGCAGUUCAAAGAGCUCCAUCACAUCUGGCAGUCCCAGCAGCGGUUGCAGCCUGUGGCCCAGGCCCCUUCUGUGACAGGGCUUGGUGCUGGCCAGGGGCCAUGGCCCAUGCACCCAGUUGGCAUGCAGUAACUGUGCUGCAGAUAGUGGCUGGGCCAGGCUCCCUGGGGCAGCUGCAUGGAUUAAUAUGACAGUGUAGUGGCCCCAGAGGCCUGGCUGACUGUAGGGUCCCACAUCUGGGUCUCCUGGAAAUAGAUUUGGGCCAAGGACAAAGAAGAGAGGCCUGAGGUCAGAUUCUCCCUAACUCUGAUCUGAGCACUGUCGUCCUUUGAUUUCUCUGAUCUGUCUGGCUCUGAAGAAACAGCCAGCAGCCCCAGUGAGAGGAAGAACCUCAAAUUGCCCCAGAGUGGCCCAUGCAUGCUUGCUCCAAUUUCUCUAGCAAAACGUGCCAAGAAGUGUUGCAGGCCAGGACCCUGCAAAUGGGGCCUCUGCAGGGAAUGGGCCUGAUUUAGGAGUUCCCUAAUUUGGGCCUCUUUCUCAUCUUUCUUCUGACAAGGAUAUCACCAGACACUUGAAGCGGGCAGCUACCCUCCUUCAGAGCCCAAGAAGCUGGAGUAGAAUUUUGUAUUUUUGGAUUAAUAAAUGUUAAAGGUA